CUUAAUGUAGGAACCCAAAUCCAUAAUUCACUCAGUCUCAGUCUCACUCUUCCUCUUCCUCUCUCCUUUUCAAAUUUCCAUUUCCAAAGUUGAAAGAAACACCACAGCCUCCACAACCCCACUACCAUUAUAUAUUCAUCUCCCUCACUCCACAAUCCCUCAUUCUCCACUCUCUUCCCUCAUGGCUUCAAAAGUAUCACUCAUUCUCUGUGUUGUGGCCAUCUGUGCCGUUGAUUUUGCUCACAGCGCUUCAUCAAACAAUGCCCCAGCACCGUCCGCGGAUUGUUCAAACCUGAUCUUGAAAAUGACUGAUUGCUUGUCCUUCGUUACAAACGACAGCACCGUGACCAAACCACAAGGGCAAUGCUGCUCUGGCUUGAAAUCUGUCCUCAAAACUGCUCCAUCGUGCCUCUGUGAAGCUUUCAAAAGCAGCUCUCAGUUUGGUGUGGUAUUGAAUGCCACAAAAGCUUUGGCUCUUCCUUCUGCUUGCAAAGUUUCUGCUUCUAAUUCUGUCACUAACUGUGGAUUGUCUGAAACCCCUGCUGCUGCUCCUGGCCUCUCCCCAGAAUCUUCUCCUCAACCAGGUUUGAACGGUAAUGGGCUAUCUCCAUCACAAGUGGUGGCACCACCCCCUGGGAACGCAGCUGCCGCAUUGCCUUCUGGAUCUGUGCUUGUGUGCCUUUUGGUAGCUGUAUUCACAGGCCUUUAAGUGCCAGGACUAAUAUUCAUUCCACUUUGAGAGUAGGGAGAAAUGACACGAGAGACUUUUUUUGAUGUUUUCUGAGUAUUACCUUUGGAACUCUUUUUCUUUCUAUGUGAAUUGAAGUGAAUGUUUGGAUGGA
This is a messenger RNA of Lotus japonicus, 842 nucleotides long. Its product is annotated as non-specific lipid transfer protein GPI-anchored 11-like. The transcript is spliced from 3 exons. The record is from RefSeq and is a predicted model, not a curated record. Gene Ontology annotation, molecular function: lipid binding. Gene Ontology annotation, biological process: lipid transport. The coding region runs from base 182 to 709 and encodes 175 amino acids. NCBI's taxonomy places the organism in Eukaryota, Viridiplantae, Streptophyta, Magnoliopsida, Fabales, Fabaceae.